Molecule: messenger RNA, 2325 nt
Organism: Alternaria atra
Lineage: Eukaryota; Fungi; Ascomycota; Dothideomycetes; Pleosporales; Pleosporaceae
Exons: 2
Coding region: 1-2325 (774 amino acids)
Biological process (GO): regulation of DNA-templated transcription
Molecular function (GO): zinc ion binding; DNA-binding transcription factor activity, RNA polymerase II-specific
Source: RefSeq, a predicted model, not a curated record
AUGGCGGCUGCCCAUGCUCAACCCACGGGUAUCCACGAUGCCAACGACCAGGCUCUCUGGCCUCAGGCUCCCGUGCAGCUUGCGCGUGGGCGCCAGCCCAGAGACGCGCUCGCGAAGACGGUGCCAUAUGGUCCCAUCCGCUCUCUCGACCAAUUCGAGACGUCAUUGCGCGAAUACCUGAGAAGUCCUCCCGAAGAGCCUGAGCAUACCGAAGCCCAGUUCGCUUUCGAUAUAGACACGUCCUUUGCAGUCCCGUCGCCAAAUAAGCCGAACCCAUCGCAGCAGCCUCAUGGGGCAACUCAACCGCCUCAGCAGCAGCAACCACAACCCCACGUCAUACAUCAAUACAGCCAUGCACCACCUGGCUAUCAGCCUGCACACUGCGGUGGUCCUACGCAGUAUCAAUCUCUCUCGGACCCCAAUAUCGUUAUAGCCCACAACUUCGCCGAGUCCAUCGAACCGAACAAUGGCGCGCCCAAGAUGGCGGAGCAGAAAGUUAAUCUGAGCACUAGGGAGGCUUUGCAGCCGACAGCAGACCCCAAGGAGAAGAUGCGGAAACAGAGGGCAGUUGCCAAGUGCUGUGUCGACACAAUACAGAGGAUCGACGGAUACCGGUACAGCUUCCACAAUUGCUGGAAUAGCAGAGAGGACGACAGCUUCCGCUUUUCGUACUACUGCAACGACUCGCUACUCAACAAGGACCGCGCUGCGAAUGGCAAGGGCGCGAAGCUGGGAAAGCGUGCCACCAAGCCUGUGUACGACUGCAAGGGCGUCCUGUCCAUCAAGUUCUCGGCCACCAAACAGACACUGGACGUCUUCUACAAGCAUGUGCCUAUUCACAAGACAUACGAAGAACGCGCCCCGCCACCACGCAAAGAUUCCAAGCGGCGCAAAUAUCUUGAGGAGAACGACCCAGAGGCGUUGGCCAGACUCGCAAGUCGCUCGAGACAGCUGAGCAGCGAGGAUCCAGACACCCCAAGGAUAAAGAAGAAGCGAUCCGACCCUCCACCAGAGCCUCCAAGACCGUCCAAUACGAUUGAGAGCGACCUAAGACAACAGAGUCUUCGUAUGUUGCUAGAACUAAUACAAGUAGAGCCACCUACACAUUCGCAGCAUACACUCAUCGAACCUCCGCCUCCACCCCCACCGCCUUGUCCUCCUCCACAAAGACCUCACCCCAGGCCACGCCCUACACUACAUGUUGAAACACAAUCCGCAUCGACACCACAGCGAAAGCGACCGAGAAACAGUUGUGACAUCUGCAAGGCUAAGAAGACCAAGUGUGAUGGCAUGAAACCUACCUGUUCGACAUGUAAUGACAAGAGACGGCUGUGUUUAUACUCUGAACCAGCGAGCAGCGAAGACCAGCGACCGCCUGCAGAAGCCCCCGAACCGGCACGUCAAUCCGCAAACAUUGGCGUUUCCGAGCUUGCAAAAAUCAUGAAGGAGCUUGAGGAAGCCAAGGCAAAGAUACGAGAGUUUGAGACUGGGGAGCGAGCUUCGACCACCCCAGUACAGACGUCGCAGGGAGUACCCCGACCUCGCUCUCAGCAAUCCCAAGUCCAGCAGAAGCCGCCGCCCCCACCACCACAACCACAACAAGCACAUGUCCAACAACAGCCUCAACAGAUACAGGUCCCACCACAGCCUCGUCAUCGGUCACAGGUCUCGCAAUCACAGGCAUUACCCCAUGUGUCUCAGCAGCAGCAACAACCGCAGCGUCAGCAGUCAAUACCAAACCACCGUCAGCAACUACAACAACUUAACCAGGGUCUACCGCACGGCCUGAGAAGUCCACAACAGCAGUUAGCCUACAAGAUGGGUAGUCAAUCACCUCAGCAGCGUCUACAAAAUCCGCCGCAACAACAACCACAGCAACAGCCGCAGCAGAUUGGACCUUCACAACAACCACUGACUCCGCAGCAACAGUUCCAAGCGGUAGCAGCGCAACAAAUGCAACCCACGCAGCUUCAGACACAUCAGAACUACUUCACAGCGAACCACUCCAACCACUCUACGUAUGGCACCCUCAAUCGACCCAUGCCGCAGAAUACGCUGCCAGUGAAUGCCAUGGCCACUCAGCCAAUAGUGACGCAAAACAGUAUGUCGGCACAGACGAACGCGCACCUACCGCAUACGCAGCCUCAACAGCCACCGGCGCCUACCAUCGACGCGAACAACUCGUAUGGACGUCCCGGGGAGUUCGCCUGGGCGCCUACUGGAUAUUAUGGAUACCAAAGCGCAGGGCAACAACAGCAACAACAGCAACAGCAGCAGCAGCAGGACCAGUGGGCUACAGCAAGGGGGUCAGGUGUGUUUAGAUGA